AUGCUGCUCUGCUCCAUCCUCAUCCCCGGGUCUGAACCACCAGCGGCCGCCUCGUUUCCUCCCCAUUCCCCCGGACAUCCUCCACUCUCCUCCGGCCGCACAUCCGCACUCCAGCCCACCUUCGAGGCUCCAUCUCUGGGCACUUCUCUCACCCAGCGUCCCCUCGCCUCCUCCUUCCCCACAGUGCAUGGCCUCUCCACGGGACUAUGGCAGUGGACGUGUCGCCUGUUCGCUCCAAAGACAACAGGUGAAGCCCGGAUCGCAGCGCUUUGGCACGCCGGGUUUGGGGCACCUUUUGCGGAUGCGGAUGCGGGAGAUCUGCCCUGGAGUGGAGGAGCAGGUACGUGUCUUUUGAAUGCCUUUUGA
Knipowitschia caucasica is the source of this 366-nucleotide messenger RNA. The record is from the annotation of a GenBank genome assembly. Lineage: Eukaryota; Metazoa; Chordata; Actinopteri; Gobiiformes; Gobiidae.